CUCAACCCAUCCAUCCACGGGGUCUAUCAUAUGGAUAGUCUAUCACUAUCAUGACCACUAUCAGCAUGCUUUCCUAGCUAUUCUGACCCACAAUCCUCUGCGCAGCGGAAUAUGCGUCAUAUCGACUGAGCCACAUGGAUGUAUUAUAAGAGUUCUUAUAAUACAUCCAUACUGAGCCACCGAGAGAGCUCAGACGAAGAUGCUCUAUUACUCAACUUUCUGAACGACAGACCAAUGACAGCGCAUUAAUAGUACAGCGACGGAAGCCGCAAUGACAGAUGAAGUAGUCUCCUCAGCAGAGACAGAGGGAGAUCACUGCGACCUCAUUAUCAUGUGCUGAGGAUCACUUUGUUGUGAGAGGUGUUUGACAGUAGCAGACAUGAAGGCUGGAGUCAGGACGGGAGUUUUAUACAGAGCUGCAGCUACCUGCAUCCUGACGCUGUGUCUCGGCUGUUUACAUGUGAUCGCCCUCAAGUCAAAGCUUUUCACCAGGCACGGUGGGUUAUCUUACUCCACUGGGACCCCCAUCAGCUAUAAAACACUUUACUUUGACCAGAAGAUUGAUCAUUUUGGAUUCCUAGAGGAUGGCACCUUCAAACAGCGAUACCUUGUGGCUGACAAACACUGGCGUAUGCCGGGAAGUCCCAUUUUGUUCUACACUGGCAAUGAAGGAGACAUCGCCUGGUUCUGCAACAAUACUGGCUUCAUGUGGGAUAUUGCGGAGGAGUUGGGCGCCAUGCUGGUUUUUGCAGAACAUCGUUACUAUGGAGAGUCUCUGCCAUUUGGACAAGACUCUUACAGUGACAGCAAACACCUGAACUACCUGACCUCAGAGCAGGCCCUGGCAGAUUUUGCAGUAUUGAUUCAGAACCUGAAGAGCACUGUACCUGGAGCUCAGAACAGCCCUGUCAUCGCUAUCGGAGGUUCUUAUGGAGGGAUGCUCGCCGCCUGGUUCAGGAUGAAAUACCCCAAUAUCGUUGUCGGAGCUCUUGCAGCCUCCGCACCGAUAUGGCAGUUCCCUGGUAUGGUGCCAUGUGGAAACUUCUACAAAAUAGUAACACAGGACUUUGCCAAAAGUGGCCAUAAUUGUGAUGUAAACAUCAGAAAGUCGUGGAGGGCUAUUAACAAUGUCUCUUCCACUGCGUCUGGUCUUCAGUGGCUGUCAGAAGAAUUCAGUCUAUGCACUCCGCUUAAAAACACAAUUGAUGCUGCCGGCUUCAAGAACUGGCUCCAAGAGACUUGGGUGAAUCUGGCGAUGGUGGACUAUCCCUAUGAAGCUAAUUUUCUCCAGCCGCUGCCUCGCUGGCCGAUCCAGGUGGUGUGCAAGAAUCUGGCUUUCGACUCCAUCGUGUCUGACCAUCAGCUGCUGCAAGGUGUCUCCCAAGCAGCGAAGGUCUACUACAACUACACCGGAAGUUCCUCCUGUCUCAACAUAUCUCAAACAGCAACCGGUAACCUUGGUUACCUCGGCUGGUUUUACCAGGCCUGCACAGAGAUGGUGAUGCCCAUGUGCACAGAUGGCGUCCAGGACAUGUUUGAACCGGAGGAGUGGAACUUCCAGGCCUUUUCUGAUGAGUGUAACGCCAUGUUCGGUGUCAGGCCUCGACCUGACUGGGCAGGCACAGUCUUCGGGGGGAAGGACAUCGCCUCUCACAGCAACAUUAUCUUCAGUAACGGUGGACUCGACCCGUGGUUGGCCGGCGGAGUGACUCGCAACAUAUCCAAUUCUGUGGUUGCCAUCUUGAUCCCUGACGGAGCUCAUCACUUGGACCUCCGCUACACUAAUGACAAUGACCCUCCUACAGUUCGUGCAGCCCGGGCGUUAGAGUUGAAGUAUUUUCAGGAGUGGAUCAAGCAGGCAAAAAAGACACGGCAUCACACCCAUAAUCUUUAAAAGCAGCAAAGUGUUACCUCACUUCACUUUAAAUCACUCCAGGAUUGCCUAUAGCUUUAUACUUGUUCCUUUUUUUAAUCAACCUUAGAGAUCCUUUUUUUUUAUCAUUAAAUUAUGAUGAUCACUUUGGAGAGUUUUUUAAUCUUAAUCAUCUAGUCAUGUUCAGAUCCGGGGUAUCAGACAACAAUUUUCUUUGACCUCAUUUGACACACUCCAUUUCCUAAAACCAAAUUAUAUGCCAAACUAUAAAUUUCCAGGUGCUUGGAGACAAAAAGGUACUUGUAUUAUCUGCAAAUGUUUGAUCUGUUUGUCGAGUAAAAUCUAUUUUUAUGUUUACUAUUGUAAUCACCAGUCUUUUGAUCAGCAUCAAAAGACUGAAUCAUCCUCAUUUAGUAUUUUGUCCCACAUGAAGUUUGCCAAAACCUAUUAAUGCUCAUCUGCCUCCAAUCUCUUGUUUCGUUGUUUCAGUCGUUGUGUUCAGGGCUACAUUCACAUCUUUAAUAAAAUUUUUUGUCAUUUGGUUUAAUAAUUCGAAUUGACACACUCUUGUUGAUUGGCCAUUGUUGUCACUCAGGUGUAUUUGUUCUUUAAAAGGAAUUGUAAAUUUUAAUAUGCUUAUUAACACUCAAAUAAGUCUCAGGAGAAAAAGUUUGACACCAAAUAUACAGUUUUUUUUAUGAAGAUUUCCACUGCAGUGAGUGUGAUAUUAAACUUCAUUUGUUAUUGUUCACAGAGGAACAGUGCCUUCCCCAUUUUUUUUAAAAAAGUUUUUACUCAUCUCUUCCAUUGAAUUUCUUCAAUAUGCUGUCAUUCCCACAAAACAAGUCUUCCAGUGAAACUGAUUAAAAAUACAUGAAUGACAUUGUCUCAAUAA
Thunnus maccoyii (southern bluefin tuna) is the source of this 2768-nucleotide messenger RNA. Its product is annotated as prolylcarboxypeptidase (angiotensinase C). Gene Ontology annotation, molecular function: dipeptidyl-peptidase activity; serine-type exopeptidase activity. Gene Ontology annotation, biological process: angiogenesis involved in wound healing; negative regulation of systemic arterial blood pressure; proteolysis. The transcript is spliced from 10 exons. Bases 380 to 1894 code for a protein of 504 amino acids. The record is from RefSeq and is a predicted model, not a curated record. NCBI's taxonomy places the organism in Eukaryota, Metazoa, Chordata, Actinopteri, Scombriformes, Scombridae.